Molecule: messenger RNA, 1151 nt
Organism: Camelina sativa (false flax)
Lineage: Eukaryota; Viridiplantae; Streptophyta; Magnoliopsida; Brassicales; Brassicaceae
Molecular function (GO): zinc ion binding
Source: RefSeq, a predicted model, not a curated record
CGUCCUGGUUCCCCAUGAGAACUAUGAUAUCGUACCAGAUGGAGCCCGAUCUUUACCGCCGUCCCAGAUGGCUCUCAUGAAAUUCUUCUCAAUCUAUAUACCCAUAUAUCGGGAUGUUAUCGGUUUAAAGAGUGAACCGAUACGAUACCGUUCAUACCAAAUAGAAAACCAAAAAUAAAACCUGACUGAUGUUAAUAAUCCGACCCGAGACGAUACAUCUAUAACACAUCUAUAACUCCAUUAAAAUCCCCAAAUCCUCAAACCCUAAAAGCAUAAAAUUCUUAAAUCGAUCUUUGCAACCAUGAGUACCGUUUCUGGAGGUUCGAGUGGUUCAUCAAAUGUUCGACAAAGAGGAUUCGUCGUUGGCGUGCCUAAGAGAUGCUGGUGUGGGGAACACAUCGUGGCAAAGAAUUCCAAAUCCGAGCCUAAUCCUUCUCGGAGAUACUUUCGAUGUCGAGAAGCAGCAGCAAAGAAGCUUGUGAACGAUAACCACAUCUUUAAGUGGGUCGAUGAGGCAUUGUUGGACGAGGUAGCAACAUUGGGUGUUCAAUUUGAGAGAGUAAAAGAAGAGAUGAAAGAGCGUACAAUAGAGACAUUGCAAGAACAGAAGCUGAAAUUUGAGAAGAUGCAAAUGGAGUUCGAAAAAGAGCUUUGUGAGAGGGUUGAAGAAGUUUUGUUGGAAGCAAAAGCUGAAUUGCAAUGUAGGAUGAAUAAGAGUAUAAUUGUAUGUGUUUUCGGUUUUAUGAUCUUGUUUGCUCUGUUUAAGCUUGUAUGAUGAGCUAUUGUAAACUAUUGUUCGGUUGUAAUCUAUUGUUGUUCGGUUGUAUGCUCUGCUUUAUGCUCUUGUUUGUUUUGGUGUUGAGUGUGAACUCCUGUUGGUGUUGCUAUUGCAUUUAAUAAGAUAAGACAUUCCACAUUUCAUAAAAGGCAGAACAUGAUGAACACAUGUUCUGAAAACAAGCAGAAUGAUAACGUUUUGAAAUCAUGUUCUCAACAUGAUCACAGACCAAAAACAUAACCCUACUAGUCUAUUCGACCAAAAUACAGAUCCAACUAGUCUCUUAAACCAAAAAACAGACCCCUACUACCAUAAUCUUCAAUAUUCAGGCUUGUGAAAGUCCUCCACCACCUUGAGAUAGUCCUCCACCACC